AAACAACCCCUGUUGAAUCCUGCGCCUUUCGUCCUUUUCCCCAUUUCCACUAAACCCAGAAAACCUUCAAAUCAAAACUGGAAAACCCUCUAACCAGCAAUGGUAGCUAAUCAUCUACCAGCAGUUGCAACUCCAACAGCUCUAUUUGCUAUUAGACACUCUCUGAUUCCAACUCUCCACUUCUUAUCACUAUCAUCACCUUCAACCCUUCGGAGAUUCUCCUCCUUUGCGCCGUCACAGCCACUUCUACCCUCGUUCCUAUCAAUACCACAUUCAACCACCCAUCUUUCCUCUUUCGGGUUGAAUCGGGUCCCUGCUAUGGUGGGUCAUCUUCAUCCCAAAUGCACAGCUUCGUUCAGUGGUGGGAGCAGCUCUGGAGGUAAUAAGGAAAUACUGGUGCAGCAUUUGCUUGUAAAAGAAGAUGACCUUAAACUUUUGGUGGAACUUAUGAAACGAAUUGCGCAAGGAGAGGAUCUUGCUGAGUUGGCUAUGGAACACUCAAUUUGUCCAUCCAAAGAAGAGGGGGGAAUGCUUGGUUGGGUGAGAAAGGGUCAGAUGGUACCAGAGUUUGAGGAGGCCGCUUUUAACGCACCUGUAAAUAAACUUGUAAGAUGCAAAACUAAAUUUGGAUGGCAUUUAUUACAGGUCCUUUCGGAGAGGGAAGAAGCAAUACUUCAAGACAUUCCACCAGAUGAACUGCAUGAAAAAAUGCAAGAUCCAUGUUUCUUUGAAGAGGUUCAACUGAUUGAUGUUCGAGAACCCGAAGAAGUGGCCCUCGCAUCUUUGCCAGGUUUUCAGGUUCUUCCACUCCGUCAAUUUGGAAGCUGGGGACCAGAAAUUACUACCAAGUUUGAUCCACUGAAAGAUACCUAUGUCCUGUGUCAUCAUGGCAUGCGGUCAUUGCAAAUCGCUAAGUGGUUGCAGACGCAGGGUUUUAAGAGAGUUUUCAACGUGUCCGGAGGAAUUCAUGCAUAUGCUGUCAAAGCUGAUCCUUCGGUUCCAACUUACUGAGCUGGAUUCUUUCUUUCAAACAACGAAGCGUCUUCUCGUUUUCUGGCUUUUUUCCAAACUUAUUUUAUGCUCCAUUGUCUUCAGUUUCAAUUCCUCAGUCUACAGUUUUCCAGUUCCUUUCUGACUUUUAGCAGUUUCUAGAGGAGCAAAGGAGAGAUUUGGUGUGCGCCUAAAUGUUGCAUGGAGAAGGAAAUUGUUCUGUUGUUAUAGAAUUUUGGAGACUAACGGCAAUGCCCUGCGUAAAGUUUUACCUGUGAAAGUUGAGCAUGGAGUGAAUUAAGACUAUAUUAAGUUGGUAGCAUAAGGUUACCACGGCAUUUACAGUCUAUUUUUGCA
Rhododendron vialii is the source of this 1347-nucleotide messenger RNA. RefSeq names its product rhodanese-like/PpiC domain-containing protein 12, chloroplastic. Bases 100 to 1011 code for a protein of 303 amino acids. NCBI's taxonomy places the organism in Eukaryota, Viridiplantae, Streptophyta, Magnoliopsida, Ericales, Ericaceae. The record is from RefSeq and is a predicted model, not a curated record. Gene Ontology annotation, molecular function: peptidyl-prolyl cis-trans isomerase activity. The transcript has 8 exons.